AUGGCUGGUCCGGACCCCAAACGCAUGUACAUUGCGAUCAAUUCGCAGAACCUUGACGCCCUUAAACCAGAAAAGCCCUAUUGGAGCAAGCCGUUCGUCUUUGUGAAUCCGUCGGGGACAGGCACAAAGUACACUUCCCUCCAGGCGGCAAUGAUGCUCCAGAAGAUGAAGGUCGUUGACUUUCUGUUGGACCAGCCGUCAGUGGAUUUGACCGUGAAGAGCACAGAUGGGAAAAACACCUUGACGGUUGCUGUCGAAGCAAAAAUGGGAGUCGGGACGCUAGAAAAAAUUCUUCGCAAACUCGACUUACGAUGUCUUGCUGAAGUGGAUUCUUCGGGCAAAGGACCAAUAGACUAUGCAGAACCUGGAACAGACGUCUAUGAGUUUCUUCACUCGAUGGGAUGCAAGACACGCCAUGAGAAAGAGGUUGCAAUGGCAGGGUUCUUCGGAGAAAGUGUGAAGGGUACGGUCCCAGGUGUCAGCGAGCGCCAACGGCGACGCAAGGUAGGAAACUCGCCGCGAAACAAGGCAGAGAAGAAGACCGGCACCAUUGGAACCAACCAUUCAUCAUCUGAAGAGGAACAGAAGAGUUCUCAAGUCUCUGAAUAUGCCUGUAGUAGCGAAGAAGAGGAAGAUGCCCUAUGGAGGCACUUCGAUGACAUUGAUGAACUGGAACAAGCUCUGAGGGCCUAUAUAGAUGAGUGGGGGGAAGAUCAUGACGACGGCGAAAGCUGCGCUCAUUGGCUGAGAAGCGUCUCACGUGCAAGGGAAACGGGGAAGACUGACAAGUUAUUGAUGAAGUGGAACGCCACUAUUCAAGGACUAAACACGAGCAAUGGGGAUGAAGGCGAAGAUGAAACCAAAGACAGUGUGAAGAAGAAUCCCAAGAAAGCGUCCACGAGGGGAAGGUCAACUGAAAGAGCUUCCCCAACAGCCCGUGAUGGUGGAGGCUCAGCACGUCCGCGAGGACGCCGGACAGGUUCCGCGACGGUGGAUCCGGAAGCCGUCAAACUGUUCUUCUCAGGCAAAGCUGGAGACCAGGUAAACUUGAGGAACACAGGAAAACACACGCAUCGUCUUACUUUCGUUGUGUCAUCCAGAUCAGCCUCAGUGGCUCCGUCUGAAAAGCGAGCUGAUGAGGAGGACAAAUGA
Eimeria mitis is the source of this 1152-nucleotide messenger RNA. RefSeq lists its product as uncharacterized. The transcript has 5 exons. NCBI's taxonomy places the organism in Eukaryota, Apicomplexa, Conoidasida, Eucoccidiorida, Eimeriidae. The record is from RefSeq and is a predicted model, not a curated record. The coding region runs from base 1 to 1152 and encodes 383 amino acids.